Molecule: messenger RNA, 2891 nt
Organism: Morus notabilis
Lineage: Eukaryota; Viridiplantae; Streptophyta; Magnoliopsida; Rosales; Moraceae
Exons: 12
Coding region: 107-2677 (856 amino acids)
Source: RefSeq, a predicted model, not a curated record
UCCAAAUAUCCGUGAGAACUGAGAGCCCAAUCUCUACACUUCUGUACUUCUUACCUUUCUUCUUCUUCUUCUUCUUGGAUUGCAAACAUAUCAAAGUGAUAGAUAGAUGGGCAGCCAAACCCAUUUAGUCGGAGACCGCUCAAGGACAACCUGGACGCCAGCAAUGGAGCGCUAUUUUAUUGACCUGAUGCUAGAUCAGGUGCAUAGGGGAAAUAGGAUGGGCCACACCUUCAACAAACAAGCAUGGAAUGACAUGUUGGUCAUGUUCAAUUCCAGUUUCAGAUCUCCAUAUGAUGUAAAUGUGUUGAAAAGUCAUUAUACGAGCUUAUGGAAGCAAUUUAGCGAUGUGAAGAAUCUCCUUGAUCAGAAUGGAUUUUCGUGGGACAGCACUCGGAAAAUGGUGGUUGCUGAAAGAUGCGUCUGGGAUGGCUACACCAAGGCUCACCCAGAUGCGCAAUACUACAGGAACAAAGCUUUACUGAACUUCAAUGAUUUGUGCUUGAUAUAUGCACAUACAACUGCAGAUGGACGAUAUAGCCUUUCAAGUCAUGAUAUAGACUUUGAUGAUGACUUCCAAUCAUUAAAUGUCGUGCUUGAAGUGAACAAUCUUGUUCCUGCAACUAAUGAGCAAGUAAAAACAGAUUGGACACUAGCCAUGGACCGUUAUUUUAUCAAACUUUUGCUUGGUCAACUGAGAAAAGGCAGUAAGGUUAACGAUACCUUUACAAGACAAGCUUGGAAAGAUAUCCUUACUUCGUUCAAUGCAAAAUUCGGUUUUCAAUAUGGGAUUAAAAUAUUGAGACAGCGUUAUAAGAAAUUGUUCAAGUAUUAUACCAAUGUAAGGAGCCUGCUUGAGGAAAACAAAUUCAUUUGGGAUGAAAGACAACAAAGGAUAGUGGCCGAUGAUGUUGUUUGGGAAAAUUACAUCAAGGCACAUCCAGAUGCACGCUCCUACAGGAAGAAGUCCUUGCUAAACUACCAUGAUUUGAGCUUAAUAUAUGGCACUGCAAUGAGCAAUGGAGUUCGUUGUCACUUGCAGAGGGGGAAAGACUAUGAAGAUGACGUCUUACAAUACACAACUGGUGAAGAGAGGGAAAGGCAUUCGUUUGCAGUUGAUUCUCACAUUGCUCACAGCGAGGAUUUUGACGGUGAAGAUCCAGAUUUGAUGAUUGAUGGGGAAGAGAUUCAGAGCGUUGUAAAUGGUGAGAUAAAUUGGACUCCUUCAAUGGACCGUUGCCUCAUUGAUAUCAUGCUGGAGCAAGUGCAUAAAAUGAACAAGAUUGAUUGCUCUAUUGAUGACCAAGCAUGGAUAGAUAUGGUGGCAUUGUUCAAGGACAGAUUUGGAUUACAGCAUGACAAAGAUGUGUUGAGGAGUCGCGCUAAAAGGUUGGAGAAGCAGUACCUUGAUAUGAAAGAUCUUCUUGACCAGCGCGGUUUCUGGUGGGAUGAAAUGGAGCAAAUGAUCACAGCGUGUGAUGAUGUUUGGGAUACUUAUAUUGAGGAUCACCCAGGUGCAGAGUUGUACAGAUUCAGAUCCAAUCCAAACUACAAUGAUCUGUGCUUAAUUUAUGGAAGUUCAGCUUCUAAUGGACAGUUUAGCCAAUCAGGUCGAUAUAUUAGCUGCAAUGGUGGAGGAGCUAACGUUUACAAUAAUCAUCGCUGGAGAACUGAUUGGACACCACAAAUGGAUCGACAUUUCAUUGAUCUAAUGCUCGAGCAAGUUCGCAAUGGAAGUAUGGCUAACCAUAAAUUUAAUAAAUUAGCUUGGACUGACAUGGUUACAAAAUUCAGUGCAGAAUUUGGUUCUCAGCAUGAUAAAGAUGUUUUGAAAAGUCGUUUUCUAAAUUUGAGGAAACGAUUCAAUGACAUGAAAGCUCUGCUUGACCAGAGUGGGUUUGCUUGGGAUGAAAUGCAACAAAGGAUAACAGCUGAUGAUGAACUCUGGGAUGCUUAUGUCAAGGAGUACCCUGAUGCAAGAUCAUACAGAAAUAGAACUUUCCCAAAUUUCAAUGAUUUGUUCUUGAUAUAUGGAAAUACAAACAACAUAAAAGAGGAGGAUUAUUCAAGUCACUCCAUAGCCUCUGAGGACGAUGACGUAGAAGUAAAUAUUGUUUCAGGUGAAGCAGAUGACCAAUCCCCAGCUUAUUUUAAUCCUCCUAGGGAGCAUUCUCAGGCAAUACCAUACGAAGAUGGCAUUAUGGAUAGCUACGAAGAGUUGUUGACUUCUUUUGGAUAUGAAGUACCCAAUGGAAGAGAAAAUUUGAAUAUAAAAAGGGAAGUGGAGAAUGAUGCCCUAAAAGUGGGGAUGGACGAUAUUUUUUGCGACCUGAAAUCUCCAGCAAAGGAGUUUGAAAUAUCCGACUGGCGAAAAAAGCGAAAACCCACAACUUCGUCGAGAUCAGCACGUAGUAAAAAAGUACAAAGAACCAUCGAGGAGAGGGAAGAAACAUUCGAUGUGAAGCCAGGUUUAGCAAACUGGUUGGUGGGUUGUUUAGAAGGGAAUGACAACUGCUCAAUUGAGACGAUUGUUGCCGCACUUGAAACUGUACCAGACAUGAACGACGAGCUCUUCUUGGAAGCCUGUGAACUCUUGGAAGAUGAGAGAAAGGCGAAGAUGUUUGUUGCCAUGGAUGUAACGGCGCGAAAGAAGUGGUUGUUAAGAAAACUUCGCUGGUAGAAUAGAUUUUUGCUUGGCUGCUGUAACAUGCGAAACUACUUUGCACUUUGUUGUAUCGACGUGUCUAAAGCUAUGUGUUAAAAGGAAGCGUUUUCUUUAUGUUUUUGGGGUCAAAUAUAAGUUGAAAAUGUUCUCCUUUUAAUUUUUGCUUCAAUGGGAUAUCAUUUCCUACAUGAUUGUGAAAUGAAACACGAAAAUUAGAGGCUUGGGUCAG